AUGGCCAAUCUCAAUCCUGGUUCACAGCAAGCUGGUCUUGGGGUUAAGACCAUGAGUAACUUCGUCGACCUCGACCCACCCGUUGAAAAAGCUCGAAAGAACUUGCACAUCUCCCAGCCGGCAUGGGAGGUGCAACCAAAAGGUGAUUCAUCACAAGGCAGUGCCAACACUAACACUGGAAUGGUCACGGGAUGGCUUAAGGCGGUCACCGGCGCGGCUGAACCACCAUCUGACGACGCGAGCGAAGUUGCCUCAAUGUACGACAGAAAGGCGCCGUCAUCCGAGGACAUUGAGCAAAUCCCACCAACUUCAUGGACAAAAGCGAAUCCGAAUGCUCCUCACCAACAUAUCGUGCAACUGCCCGCUCACUCCAUUGUUUCGACGAAUGCUCAACUCGAGAUUGAAAAGUACUGGGACGCCAUCCGCCAGGUGUAUUCUUGUCCCACCAUCAAGUGCAAACGUCAAUUCAAGACGCCCGUCCAAUUUAGAGAGCAUCUGCUGUCCUCAUCACACAUUGGUGGUCAGGUCACUUGUCCCUUGUGCUUGAAGUUGUUUGCGACCACCUCAGCUUGGGUGGCCCAUACCGAGUCUGCAAGCAAGCGUUGUGAUAUCCGCAACAGUGCCAACUUCAAUCAGAUUAUGCGAGAAAUCACCGGUGGAGUCCUAGGAACACGCGGAUACAAUGACAAUGGCACGGUCAAGUUCGUGGCACCAAAGAUUGAAGAUUGGUGA
Molecule: messenger RNA, 732 nt
Organism: Cladophialophora psammophila CBS 110553
Lineage: Eukaryota; Fungi; Ascomycota; Eurotiomycetes; Chaetothyriales; Herpotrichiellaceae
Exons: 1
Coding region: 1-732 (243 amino acids)
Source: RefSeq, a predicted model, not a curated record